Messenger RNA from Hordeum vulgare subsp. vulgare (domesticated barley), 923 nucleotides. RefSeq lists its product as uncharacterized. The coding region runs from base 231 to 797 and encodes 188 amino acids. NCBI's taxonomy places the organism in Eukaryota, Viridiplantae, Streptophyta, Magnoliopsida, Poales, Poaceae. The transcript has 2 exons. The record is from RefSeq and is a predicted model, not a curated record.
CGAGGUGGGUUCUUCCUAUGCUGCUCUGGCUACACAGAAGGACCAACUAUCCACAAAUUUGGAAGUGGCUAUGAAUGAUGUAGCUGCUUUGAAGAAAACACUUGAGGAGAAGGACAAGGCGUUGGUGGAGGCUCAGGCGACCAGUAAGGGCUUGCAGGAUGAGAUUGAGAUGAUGCAGAAGGAAAGGUACCAGUGGAUGAAGCAACUAAAGGACAUGAACACGAGGGCGAAUGCCCAGGAGAAAUAUGUGGGGGAUUGGGCCGCGAAGAUGUUGGAGCUACUCACUGUUUUGCCAAGAUCUGGAGAAAGAAACUGAAGAGGUCGAGCCUUUGCUCGAUCCUAUCAAUGCUUCACUCGGCGACGGCCCGACGGUGAACAUGUUUCGAAUGAACUCCCGCCUUAUUAAGGUGGGGAAGUAUAUUGCACGACUGAGGGCGGCUGUAGGCAAAAUUGACAAGGAACUGUGGCCAGAGGAUGAUCUUCAGAGCGACUUGGAAGCCAUGAUGACCCGAUUGGAGCAAAUCCCGGAACGAGUUCAGGCAUGGAAGAAGUCAGCUGCUCGGUGUGGAGCUGAUGUGGCAUUAUCGCUCGUCCGGGUCCAUUGCAAGGAGGCUCGAAAAGAUAAGCUAAAGACUUUGCAAGUUGCAAACACGAAGAAGCUUCGUUUCGAAGACUUCAUGAAGACCUUUAUUGAUACUGCAACGCGCAUCGCCGACGGCAUCGACCUCACACCUUCGUGGAACCAGCUAGUCCAGGUGAGCCGUGAGGAGGAGAGUAUUCCAUCUGAACAAACUUGAUUUUCCUCGGUAUGCCGAGUGAUGUUGUAAACAUUUGAAAUUGUGUUCGAGUACUGGUCGUGAGUACUUUGACCCAGUGCGGAUAAGCUUGAUCUCCACUGGGUGGUAUGAAUUUAGCUUUUGCAA